Cynara cardunculus var. scolymus (artichoke) is the source of this 2560-nucleotide messenger RNA. RefSeq lists its product as uncharacterized. NCBI's taxonomy places the organism in Eukaryota, Viridiplantae, Streptophyta, Magnoliopsida, Asterales, Asteraceae. The record is from RefSeq and is a predicted model, not a curated record. The transcript has 13 exons. The coding region runs from base 192 to 2519 and encodes 775 amino acids. Gene Ontology annotation, biological process: RNA polymerase III preinitiation complex assembly. Gene Ontology annotation, cellular component: transcription factor TFIIIB complex. Gene Ontology annotation, molecular function: TFIIIC-class transcription factor complex binding.
GUCGCCCUGCGGUGGUUUCUCUCUAUUUCUCUAGCUACCAACGUAUCAGUGUCAUCAUCGACUCUCUAUUUUUUUUGCCAUCAGCGCAUCGGUGUCUGUCGUCGCUCUCUAUCUGCGAUUUCAGGUAUGAACAAUGCGAUUUCUUUAUAUGUUUGGGUUUGGUUCUUCGCCCCUUCCUUCUGACCUUCUCCAUGAAUCUGAAUCCAAAGUCAGCACUCAACACUCGCAUAUCGACGACGGUAUUUCUCACCUUGUUCACUUCUGCUGUUCGGUGGACGGGCCUGCACUUCACACAUCAACGACGAGAUUUUUUCAACAAUUCAGCAUGGAUUUUGAUUUGGAUGAUUUGCUUUCAACUGAUGCUGCAAACAAUGGUAUAUGCAUUUGGUUUCUCUUUCUCUCUCUCCCUUUAUUCUUCCUCUAUCGAUGUUCUAAUAUGUCAUAUUUAUGCUUCAAUGGUGGGCAUUAUUGAUUUAUUGACUGUUGCAGCAAAAACCAGUACAAAGUUUCAACCCAAAGCCAAACCAAAACCCAAACCCAAACCAAAGCCUAAAAUCCAACUAGAACAGAAAUCGGAAUCAAUCCCUUUGAGGCAAUUUGUUGAAGAUGUUGCUGCUGCAAAUAAUGAGUUUACAGGCAGAAUCGUGGAGGAACAACCUGGAAAUGAUGUCAACCAAAUUUCUGGAAAUAUCAAUGAUGAUUGGCAGUCUUCCUUUGAGAAAUCACAGGAAGUGCAUGGUGAAUCAUUUCUUACAUUGGAAUCACUUAAUGACUUUCCUCCUCAAUCUACAAUAGUAACAGUGAAUUCGCCACCAUGCUCAAACGCACCAACUGGUCAUGUUUCCAUUGAUGGGAAUCUGGAGAAGGGACCCAUAGAACCUGACUUGAGCUAUAAUAUUGAUUCUUGCACGAACUUUGAAAGUCCUGCACAGCUCGAUCCUUUAACAGGGGAGGAAGCUGCUAUUUUUAAUGACAAUGGAGACUUCCAGAUAGGAAAUUUAUCGGGACCUAAGGAUGCAGAAAGCUCCCAAUUCUGGGAAUCUCUUGACAUUUUGUCUCACUCAAAAACUUGCUCAGGACCAAGGGUUGGCAAAUUCAAGCCAAAACCCAAGGCACAAACUCGUAAACCGGAACAGAUUGUGACCAGUCCUGAUAAAGAUCUAGCGUCUGUUCAAUAUGAGGAAAAUGUUCAUUCAGUGUCUUCUCAAACCAACUACAUGCAGAACAAGGAUGUUCCUUCGUUUACAGAAGAUGACAUACUUGGCUCAGCAUCUGUGAGAGUCACUGAUUCAGCUCCGACAGAGACAAUCUUUGAUUUCCAUGUGAAUGAAGAAUCAAUGAAUUUGGCCGAUCAAAUGGAUUCUGUGAUUCCUGAAGAGCACCUGGAUGCUGUUACAGAGUCCCCUUCAGCAGGCCCUGAGAGUGUGAAGAAGGGAAAGAGAAAAACACGUAAGGGGUUGAAUCCUACACAGCUAGAUAAUUCUCCUGAAUCUAGUCUGGAGAAUCAAGUUGGUACUUCUUCUGAGCGAUUAAGAAGGCGAUCAAACAAAACACUUGAACCUAUAGACGAAUCUGACGAUGAAGGUAUUGAUGAUGGUUUUGUGCAUGGGAAUGAAGAUAGUGGUGAUUAUGAACCCGGAAGUGAAUAUUUAGAUGAAAAAAAGGGAAGCAAGUCAAAGAAACCUGUUAAUGAGAAGGAAAGGCCCAUUAGAAAGCGUAAAAAGGCCAAUGAGGUACCAGCUGAGUCGACUAAAGUAGCCAAAAAGAAGUUUCCUCACCGAACUCGACGUAAUAAAAGACAAGUGAACCCAGAUUUGCUUAAAAUGACCGAGGAUGAGCUUGAGAUGCAUAUGCAUACUGUGCCCAUGAAGGAAUUAAUCAGGCUUGCAGAGCAUAGGGAGCGAUUAGCGAAAAAGGAAGCAUCUACUUCAGGAACACCUGCAAGGAAUCAAAGUGCUAGUAGUUUUUCCAACAACUAUGACGAAGACGAGGCUUUUGCACAAGGCACAGGCUCAGCUUAUGAACAUGAUUAUUCAAUGGAGGCAGAGAAUGCUACCUACUAUAAUUAUCGCACUCACAUGAAAAUAACACCGAGAAUCAAAUGGUCAAAACAAGACACGGAACUCUUUUAUGAGGCCAUUCAGCAAUUUGGGACAGAUCUAUCAAUGAUAAAAGAAUGUUUUCCUGGGCGGACUCGUGAGCAGAUUAAAGCCAAGUAUAAAAAAGAAGAACGACAACAACCUUUAAGGCUUAGUGAUGCUCUAACCACUCGUGCUAAAGGUCAUUCUCAAUUUGAAGUUGUAAUUGAGCGGCUAAAACAAGCCCAAGCACAAGAUUCUGAGAAUGACGACCCAACUAAUCUGACAGGCGAGGAGGACGAAGAUGUGACUGCUACUGACAUCAAUGCUGGUUUGGAUGCAACAAAACCUGUAGAGUUACAAAAAGAAGUGGAAACUGAUACUAAGUUUGAGGACAGUGAAGAUGAAAUGGACUGGAGUCAAUAUAAAAGUGAAGUAUGAGAAAGAGAUCUAAAACAAACCCCCCCUUCAUUCUUGCAAUA